AUGGAAGGAAGCUUUGGAUGGGUCGCAGUAUUUGCGAUCAUCCUAGCUGCAGUAAAUUUAGAAGCAGCCCCUAGGCAAGCAGUACCUACAGUAUGUCCAAGUGAAGAUUCUCUCGAAGAAACGGUUCUACUAGCUCACGAGUCAGAUUGUAGCAAAUUUUACGUUUGCUUUUUAGGUGAAAAAAUUUUAAAAGAGUGUCCAUACAGAAACAGUAGAGGCGAUAGGCUACACUUUAAUCCUCUACUUCAGGUUUGUGACUAUCCUUUAGAAGCAGGUUGUAAAUUGCAACCUAUCGCGAGUAAACAACUAACAACGUCUGUAGCUGUGCCACUAACAAAACAACCACCAUCGCAACUAACAACGCCACAUAACAUACCAUCUUCGAUAUCAUCAACUAACUCAUCGAAUCAAAUUAAAUACAAAGAACAUCAGUGCACGUGUAAUUUAUAUUACGAGAAUGUCAAUAAUAGCUACAUACUCAGACAGUGCUCGAAGGAUUUCUGUUGGAACCAAGAUCUGCAAAUUUGUUAUAGACCUGAAUCAAUAAAAUGCAUGCAACAAAGAAUCUCGACGACAACGAUAAUGUUACCAUUUGACAUAACAUGUACGGAAGGAGAUUACGUAAAACAUGAAUGCCAAUGUACGCUAUAUUACCAGUGCAAAAAUGGACUAUUAGUUUUGAAAGAAUGUCCAAACUCAUUGCAUUGGAAUGAAAAAAGCAAAUCUUGCACAUCAAAAGAGACAGCAAACUGCGAAAAGCCCGUUUGUAAAGAAGGUCCUUACAAGCCUCACCCAUGUGAAUGUAAUCUAUACUAUAAGUGCAUAAAUAAUGAUUACGUCCUGCAAAAAUGUCCAAACGGUUUGGACUGGGAUCGAAGAAAUAAUGCUUGCAAAGACCCUAAGGACGCAGGUUGUAGACCAGUUUGUAAAGACGGUCCGUACAAACCUCACCCAACGGAUUGCGAUAAGUAUUACAAGUGCGAAAAUGGUGAUUACGUUCUGAAAACAUGUCCAUCUGGAUUACAUUGGGAUCGAGAGCGUAAUAUUUGCAACAAACCAUCGGAAGCAAAGUGCCCUAAUUCCAGAUGCAUUGAGGGUACUACCAUGCCUCACCAAUGUGAAUGUAAUUUAUACUAUAAAUGCAUAAAUAAUGAUUUCGUACUGCAGAAAUGUCCCAAUGGUUUGGACUGGGAUCGAAGAAAUAAUGUUUGCAAAGACCCUAAGGAUGCAGGUUGUAGACCAGUUUGUAAAGACGGUCCGUACAAACCUCACCCAACGGAUUGCGAUAAGUAUUACAAGUGCGAAAAUGCAACCCAUCGGAAGCAAAGUGCCCUAAUUUCAUAUGCAUUGAGGGUACUACCAAGCCUCAUGCGUGUGACUGUAAUCUAUACUAUAGGUGCAUAA
This is a messenger RNA of Vespula pensylvanica (western yellowjacket), 1404 nucleotides long. Its product is annotated as probable chitinase 10. Gene Ontology annotation, cellular component: extracellular region. Gene Ontology annotation, molecular function: chitin binding. NCBI's taxonomy places the organism in Eukaryota, Metazoa, Arthropoda, Insecta, Hymenoptera, Vespidae. The transcript has 3 exons. Bases 1 to 1404 code for a protein of 467 amino acids. The record is from RefSeq and is a predicted model, not a curated record.